Molecule: messenger RNA, 2081 nt
Organism: Medicago truncatula (barrel medic)
Lineage: Eukaryota; Viridiplantae; Streptophyta; Magnoliopsida; Fabales; Fabaceae
Product: bZIP transcription factor TGA10
Exons: 11
Coding region: 480-1877 (465 amino acids)
Biological process (GO): DNA-templated transcription; regulation of DNA-templated transcription
Molecular function (GO): DNA-binding transcription factor activity; sequence-specific DNA binding
Source: RefSeq, a predicted model, not a curated record
AUUUUUUUCCUCUUUAAAAAAACAUCAAUAAAAACAUGUUCUCUUGUUCUUCUUCCAUGGUUUUUUGUGACAAAGAGAUUUGAAGAGGACCGCUUUAUCAUCAGAAAAUUAAGUUAGUAAUUUGUUUGCAGAAAAUCAUCUAAUUGUGAGUGCCAUAUAUGAGAGAGAAAGUUUGAUAAAAGGAGUAAUAACAGGAAAAGAAACCUUGUCUUUUUACUUGGUUGCAUUGAAUUCAAUUCAAUUCUCUCUCUAUCUCUAUCUCUUCUCUUUGUAUCUAUAGCUCUUAAGAGAGAAAAUACAUAACCGACUCUCUUACUCUCUCUCUCUUUUUUUUUCCGUGGAAAAAGGAAAAUGAUUUUAAGUAGAAGAAACAAAAGGCGGUUUCAUCAUUCAUGAAGCUUACGAAAGAGUUUACUACUACUACUUAAAAAACAAGAGUAAGAGACAAAGUUUUUAGGUUGUUUUUUUGUUAUAUAUAUAUGGCUUCCAGUGUUGAAAAACCAAACCAAACCACUACUCAACUAGAACCACUCCCACCACCUCAACACCGUCAUCAUCAACAACAUAAACCACAACAUCAUCAUCAUCCAAUACAUGAUCAUAAUCAAAUUUCUUUUGGAAUGAUGCAAUCUUCUUCAUCACCCUCUGUCCUUGGAAACUACAUCAGAAAUAAAGAUUCUGGAGCUUAUGAUUUGGGUGAAUUAGAUCAAGCCCUUUUUCUCUAUCUUAAUGGACAAACUGACCCAUCCAGUGUUCAAGACCAAAAACAGAAUUCAACAUCAGGAAUGAGGCCACCAACUCUUAACAUUUUUCCUUCUCAGCCUAUGCAUGUAGAGCCAUCAUCGUCCAAUUCUAAGGCUAGCAUGGAUUUAGUUUCUCCGCAAACAAGUGGAUCCAAGAAAGGAUCAGAGCCACCCAAAGCUGUUAAGCCGCGAGAGAAAAAUCAUGGCAAGGGUCCAACUUCAAGUUCUGAACAUGAAGGACCUAAAACACCAGAUCCUAAGAUACUGAGAAGACUUGCUCAGAAUAGAGAAGCAGCUAGAAAAAGCAGGCUUAGAAAAAAGGCAUAUAUUCAGCAGCUUGAAUCAAGUAGAAUUAAACUUAAUCAGAUGGAACAGGAACUACAUCAUGCUAGAAAUCAAGGCAUGUUCUUUGGUGGAGGUGCAAUGUUGGGAGGAGAACAAGGCCUUCCUUCUAUGAACACCAUUAGCUCAGAGGCUGCAAUGUUCGACGUGGAAUAUGCGAGGUGGCUUGAGGAGCACCACCGUUUAGUAUGUGAACUAAGAGCUGCAGUUCAUGAGCACAUUCCUGAGAAUGAGCUUAGAAUGUUUGUGGACAAAUUCUUGGCUCAAUAUGAUCAAGUAGCUCAACUUAAGAGCUUAGUUGCAAAAGCAGAUAUAUUUCAUCUUGUUUCUGGCAUGUGGGUUACCCCAAUUGAACGUUGCUUCAUGUGGAUUGGUGGAUUUAAGCCUUCUGAACUCAUUAAGAUCAUUGUGAGUCAAAUUGAACCACUGACCGAGCAACAAAUAAUGGGCAUAUAUGGAUUGCAACAAUCUACACAACAGGGAGAAGAUGCUCUCUCUCAAGGACUUGAGGCACUCAAUCAAACUCUUUCUGAAACUAUAACAUCAGAUUCAUUGAGCUAUCCUCCCAAUAUGACCAACUACAUGGACCAAAUGGCAAGGGCCAUGAACAAACUCUCCACUCUUGAAAGUUUCGUCAGAGAGGCAGAUAAUCUACGGCACCAAACCAUUCACCGUCUGAAUCAGAUCCUAACGACGCGUCAAGCAGCAAGGUGUUUUCUUGCCAUGGCUGAGUACUUCCAUCGUAUGCGAGCAUUGAGUUCUCUGUGGUUGGCACGCCCUCGUCAAGAAUAGCAUUCAGUGGCUCAUCACCUAAAGCUAACUAUAGCUAUAUAUAUAUGGUCCUUAAUUUGUAGCUUUAAUUUUUCUUAACAUUAUAAAUUUAAUGUUCUUUUCUCUCCCUUUAAUUUGUUACCAUCCUCCGUCCCUUUUUAAUCUUAAGAAGCUCUGUACAAAUAUAUAGACAGAUAACUAUAUAAUAGAAUUGAAUUAUAACAA